AUGUAUACUGAUGAGGAUAUGAAUAGUGUACAAGACGAAAAUCCAAUAGAAGAACACAAUGUCACAAAAAAGUCGGUAUCGACAGUUGGCUUUCGUAAUAAUCCCGAAAAUCAAAACGCCAGACCUCUUGCUUUACGUUCAACGCAAUCAUUUACCGGGGCUAUUGAGGAGCUUCGAUUUUGCAACAACUUCCAACGAGUGCAUCUGAGUAGCCGCUCGAAUGUAGCGUUAGUACCACCCUUGGCCGCUGUUUGCCCUUGCGGCUGCCUGCUGCGCGCGGCUGCGGUGGGACCCUUCAGAACUAGAGAAAAGAACACUCUUGCUCUUCACGUUGUGGCACCCGAUGUAUUAAAUUAUCACGGCUAUAAUUUCGAACCGUGUCAAAUAGCUAUGUUUUGGAAGAAAGAUUGUAGAAUGUUUUUGUGGAAAGGAAAAUCAAAGAAAACAAUUACAGAGGCCCCUGCAAAG
Messenger RNA from Brenthis ino (lesser marbled fritillary), 468 nucleotides. NCBI's taxonomy places the organism in Eukaryota, Metazoa, Arthropoda, Insecta, Lepidoptera, Nymphalidae. The record is from the annotation of a GenBank genome assembly.